AUGCCUGCCUCUUUUCGCCCUCAUGCUUCGAUCAGCAGCGCCCCGGACAGUCUGCGAAGCCAGCAAUUCCUAAUUCCUCCUAUGUCCCACAAGAGUGCUGAAGACAUUCCUUUCAAACCGGAUACAUCAGAUAAUAGCAGCUUGACUAUGAAGAGGAGGCGGAAUCAUCGACAUGGACGGCACGAUAAAUCCUGUCGGUAUACAAAUGCGGGUCACAAGAAGAAGGCCCGCGACUGCAGAAACCAAAUAUCUGGCAUGCGACAUCGCUCACAUCGCCUGCGCAAAACCCUCUCUCUUCCAUCAGUCCAACCCCGAUUUGACCUUGGAACGGUCGAGCUUCUUCAAAACCCCCAGCACAGAGCACGACGAUGGACAGUUCCUUCGAAAGCCUUAUCAACCCGAGGGCUCGCCACUCUUUUGCCAGUCGAUGCCACCGCAUCUACAGCUGAUCCGUCCUCCGCACUAAGAUUCGAUCCAAACCCGAGUCCAGCAAUGAUAACACUUCGUCGCGCCACCACUACAAGGUCGCGGAAACACAUGUCGCUCACAUCAUUCCCGCCACCCAAUUUCAGGCGGCAGGGUAGCGGGCUACUCUCGACAUUUUUGAAUACGCUUACUGGAUACGACGAAGCCGUCAGCCAUGCCGAUACAGAGAGAGAUCGGACGGGACAAGUCACGCAGAAGCCUCGAACAGCAUCCACAGUAAGCAAAGAAGAUAUUCGCCCUUCGACCAGCACCACUGCUCCACCUGUUCAAACCGAAGUCGUCACGGUAGAACCACGGCUAUCGUAUUCCGGACCAAAUCAGGCGGCCGAGCCCAUCCGCCGCUGCUCGACCCGCUACGUUUCGAACAAUGUGGUGUAUGAGAUUAUUUGGGAUGAGAAUUGUUCUUCGAGCAGCUCUGAUGGAGAGUUUUCUAAUUCCCAUGGGCAAGCAUCACUCUUACAGAGUCGCGAUCUCAUUGGGGAAGAGACCUUGGAACGACGGCUGUCGAAGGCUCUUUCCCAGUCAAGACGGGAUUCUCUGCAGCAAGACUGGAGGAACAAGGCAAGCAAUGUGCCUAGUAGGACGUUGUCUAUGCAAAGCGUGUGGACCAACCCCAAAAUUCCUCGGCUUUUUCGCGAACCAGCUUCUGCGAGUCUACCUCAUUCCAAGUCUUCUAAGUCUGGCAAGAUGUUUCCCCCUUCGUCAACAGACAUGGACAUAGACGUCGACCUGACGCGAGGAGCCUUUGUACGAGCAUCCACUCACGGUGUCGAGUUCUUCCCUCCACUUCGAAGUCGGGCUAACACAAACGGAAGCGGGAAUUUGAAGUCUCCGUGGACCACGGGGUUUGAGGAAAUUUGGGGAGCGGUUGAGCGACUAGAUCCGACUCCAUAUAAUCCGCUUGAAGAAGGCUCGGAAACAGAGGUAGAAUGGAGUCGUUGUGGGAGUAUGAUUAGGAUCAGUUCGCACACCAAGCGAAGGAGUGCGUCUGCUGAAGGUCAUCUGCAGAGACACUGGGCGAGGAGUCUCAAGUCUCGUAACAGAAGAGCGAGUGAAAGCAAAUAUUCGGACGACGAGAGGCUUCCUCUACUGCAGACGACUUGA
This is a messenger RNA of Cladophialophora immunda, 1590 nucleotides long. RefSeq lists its product as uncharacterized. The transcript has a single exon. Lineage: Eukaryota; Fungi; Ascomycota; Eurotiomycetes; Chaetothyriales; Herpotrichiellaceae. The record is from RefSeq and is a predicted model, not a curated record. Bases 1 to 1590 code for a protein of 529 amino acids.